Molecule: messenger RNA, 870 nt
Organism: Paramuricea clavata
Lineage: Eukaryota; Metazoa; Cnidaria; Anthozoa; Malacalcyonacea; Plexauridae
Source: the annotation of a GenBank genome assembly
GGUGUUAAGCUCACUGUAAAUCAACGAGUGCAAGGCAUGAACUGUGAACAAGUAAAGUUCAGAGAUCUGUUGUUGCGACUUCGCAAAGGUGAGUCAACAAUUGAUGACUGGAAAUUACUUUUGACACGGCAACCAUCAAAUAUUACAAACCUAUGUGACUUUGAAGAUGCUACUAGACUCUUCUAUAGUAAUGAACAAGUUGCUAACUACAAUCAUGAGCAGCUAAUAAAACUUGAGCAUCCAAUUGCUCAUAUCAAUGCUCGUCAUUCAUCCGCAUUGGCCAAAAAGAUAUCGCCCGAUGAUAUGUCUGGGUUAGAACCUGUUGUGUUUCUAGCAAAGGGUGCUAGGGUUAUGUUGACUAUGAAUUUGUGGUCAAGUGUUGGUCUCUGUAAUGGGGCCACUGGGACAGUUGUUGAUAUUAUCUAUCAGAACAACCAUCAACCACCAGAUUUACCUGUUGCCAUAAUAGUAGAAUUUGACAACUAUAGAGGACCUGUAUUUGAUGAUAACAAACCAUCGUGUGUUCCAAUAUGUCCAAUCACAGUUUCAUCACAGACAGAAAUUGGUUUCCAUGAAAGGCAACAAUUACCUCUAAGGCUUGCAUGGGCUCUAUCAAUACACAAGAGUCAAGGCUUAACGCUUCCAAAAGUCUGGAUAGAUAUUGGAAAGUCUGAAAGAACAGCUGGAGUUUCUUAUGUUGCUAUCAGUAGGGCAAAAACACUUGCAUCUUGUGUCAUUGAACCAAUGACGUAUGAAAGAUUAACAAGCUUGAAAUCAUCAGCUAAUUUACCAUAUAGGCUUGAAGAAGAAAACAGGCUCGAUCAGUUUGCACAGACUACUGGCAAUGCAUUCACAACAACAAGCCACUGA